Messenger RNA from Lotus japonicus, 2334 nucleotides. RefSeq lists its product as uncharacterized. Lineage: Eukaryota; Viridiplantae; Streptophyta; Magnoliopsida; Fabales; Fabaceae. The record is from RefSeq and is a predicted model, not a curated record. The coding region runs from base 1 to 2334 and encodes 777 amino acids. The transcript is spliced from 5 exons.
AUGGACGGAGAAGCAGCACCUUUCUUGGCUAGCCAGUUUGCUGGUAAAUUACAGUAUCUACUGAUCCCACUUAAUGACACAUUCCAGCUCCUAGAUGUCAAGUCUCCGAUUUCCCCAAGAAUAGGCAAGAACUGGCGUCUUUCAUCAUCUUCCAACGCCUUCAACAAAUCACUGCAGUCUGUGUUGCAAAUCACUUCCCUGUACCCACGGUCCCAAGCUACCUUUUGCAACGACUACUACGUCGUCUCCCAUGUGCUGGAUAGGAAGAUUGUGAUUUCAGAAGAGUCCAUUGCAAAGCUACUGGGUAUGGAGUUCCAACAGGGAAAAAGGAUCAAAAACGUUGAUGCCAAUGUUCCUGGCAUGAGGAAGCUUGUCAAUUUUUCUAUUUAUGACAACUUGACCAUGGAUAGGACCAAGUAUGCUAUAAAGGAUCUGAAGCCCCAGAUGAAGAUCUGGCAAAAUAUUUUCAUAUCCUGCAUCCAUCCCAGAACAGGCGAAACUGAUUACCUCAAUGCAACUCAGAAGGUAAUCAUGUAUUACAUUUCUAGGGGUGAGCCUGUAUGUCUGCCAUUUCUGCUUUUCAACUAUCUGAAGGAAUGUGUUGAGAAGUCAAGAACUACUGGAGGUGAGAACAAGAUGUCUAUUUCUUACAUUCCUUAUGGAAGGUUACUCUCAGAUAUCUUCACUCAGAAUCGGUUGGUCAAGGCUCUUUUUGAUCUGGGACUUCAUGAUGAUUUGGCUAUGACCAUUGGAGAUCCUCUAAAUGGAACUAAGCUGAAGAGAAUGCAGAUUAUUGAGAAAUUUCAGAUUGAACCGAAAGAAGACACAUCUGAAGAGAUUCAUCAGAAGAACUACCCUGUUAAUGACUUUCCUCUAUGCAAGCCUUCAGAUCCCAAAGGCAAAGGGAUUCUGAUAGAGAAGACCAAGAAGAUAAAGGCAGCAUCUAAGUCAGUGGUCAUCAGGGAACCAGUUCCAGAACCCUCUCCUGAAAGAACUCCAGAAGAGUCAUAUGAGGAAUCUCAAUCUGAUGAUUCUGAAAGCUCUAUGGAUUCUUCCUCUGGAAACCAAGAAGAAGAAGUUCCACCUAGAAAGAAUGUCAAGAGGAAAGCAAUUAUUGAAGAAUCAUCUGAUGAGGAAACCGAAGAUGAUGUUCCUCUUGUAAAAAGGCAAAGAAUUCAAACAGCUCAAGUUGAAGAAGAUGUUGAGCAGGAUGACUGUGAGAUCAUUGAAAAUGUGCUCCAAGUCAUAAGGGAAUCAGAAGAAGCUGAAGAUUCAACUGAUUCAGAUGUAGAGCCCAUAGGCAAGAGGCUGAAACUGCCUCUGAAGGGUCCACUUCAGAAGAAGGAGUCAGGACCACAGCAAACAUCUGAGAAGAUCUCAGAAGUACAAAGAGAAAGGAGAUCAAAGACAGCUUCAGAUCCUGCAAGGACAGCCAGACCCACCAGAUCCAUCCCUCUUAGUGAAUCAAGUAAGGAACCUGCUAAAAGCAUUAAUUUAGAUUCUGCUUUAGUAGUUAUUCCUGAACAAUCUCAGCCUAUAUCUACAUCUCUGCCAACAUCAACCCAAACAGCUCCCACUCAAACAGAACCUCAAACACAAGCCUUUUCUCAAGCUGAAACACAAAACCCCCAACCAAACAUCCAAACAGCUACCACUGCCAUUCCAUUCAUCCACAUACAAACCUCUUCCACAUCCACCACAACUGAACCUGUACCUGUCUUUAAUUCUUUCAUUCAAGGUAUCGUUCAAAGUGAGGCUACCCUAAGAAAUUUGGUUCAACACUUCACUCCCAAGCCUCCAUACACUUCAAAGACCCUCCUGCUAACUCAAACUGUGAACUCACGAGAUCUGAGUUUUACCUCCCCUGAGAAGACUGCUACCUCCAGGAAAAGGCAAGUGACGAUCUCUGAAGCUGAGCAUAUGGAUGAAUCUGACCACUCAAGAAUAGAGAAGAAUCAUGCAAUUGAUUCUACUCCCUCGGGACAACCCAGAACUGAUAGCUCCAAUGCUUCAAGCUCAAAUGCAACCAGAACUCCUCAACCUGUUCUGACCUUGGCAACCUCCUUCCGACCUCAAAAUCUCAUUCAACUCAUUCAGGAGUUCUCUGAAGAGGCAACCAGAAGACUGAAAUGGUUAAAUCUGGUAACUGAUAAUCAGUUUGAUGCUUCAUUUGUUGAUGAUGUUACUGAAGUUGAGAAGCAAGUGCCAAUUCAAGUUGAUGCUGAAAUUCCAUCAGAGGCAGAAGUUCCUACCCCUGUUCAAGCUCCAGAACCUUCUCCUCAUCCAGAAGUUGCUACUCUUGCUGCCAGGAUUGACAGAAUUCAAGAUGAUUAG